AGGUCACUCCUUCGUUCCUCCCUUCCUUCUCCCCUCCCGGCGAGGAGGGGCCGAGGCAUCCAGGCUGGUCGUCGGGCCCCCCUUCAGGACUGCGGUGCAUGUUCUCUCCCUGCGAGUGCGUGAGGCGAGGAGGCAGGAGGACCAUGAAAAUGAUCCGGUUUCGGAGCUCGAGCAUCAGGUCUUUGAGCCAGGAGAUGAAAUGCACCAUCCGACUGCUGGACGACUCCGAGAUCUCCUGCCACAUUCAGAGAGAGACCAAAGGUCAGUUUCUCAUAGAUCAUGUUUGCAAUCACUACAGUUUGCUGGAAAAAGACUACUUUGGCAUUCGCUACGUGGAUCCUGAAAAGCAGCGGCACUGGCUUGAGCCCAACAAGUCUAUCUCCAAGCAAAUGAAAUCUCAUCCACCAUAUACCAUGUGCUUUAGAGUGAAAUUCUACCCACAUGAACCCCUGAAGAUUAAAGAAGAGCUUACCAGGUACCUUUUAUAUCUACAAAUCAAAAGAGAUAUUUUCCAUGGCCGUUUGCUGUGUGCAUUUUCUGAUGCUGCCUACCUGGGUGCAUGCAUUGUCCAAGCUGAGCUUGGUGACUAUGAUCCUGAUGAAUAUAUGGACAACUAUGUCAGUGAUUUUAAGAUUUUCCCCAAACAGUCUCAAAAGCUGGAAAGAAAAAUAGUUGAAAUACAUAAAAAUGAAUUCAGGGGUCAGAGUCCAGCUGUUGCUGAGUUUAAUUUGUUAUUCAAAGCACAUUCUUUAGAAACCUAUGGCGUUGAUCCCCAUCCUUGCAAGGAUUCAACAGGGACCACAACAUUUUUAGGAUUCACAGCCACAGGUUUUGUAGUUUUCCAGGGAAAUAAAAGGAUACAUUUGUUAAAAUGGUGUGAUGUCUGUAAAUUAAAGUUUGAAGGGAAGACAUUCUAUGUGAUUGGAAUUCAGAAGGAGAAAAAGGCUAUGUUGUCAUUCCAUACCUCAACACCAGCAGCCUGCAAACAUCUUUGGAAAUGUGGAGUGGAGAACCAGGCUUUUUACAAGUAUGCAAAAUCAAGCCAAAUCAAGACUAUGUCCAGCAGCAAAGUAUUUUUUAAAGGCAGCAGGUUUCGAUACAUUGGAAAAGUUGCCAAAGAGGUUGUUGAAGCAAGUUCUAAAAUCCAGAGGGAGCCACCUGAAGUGCACAGAACCAGCAUUACUCAGAGCCGUAGUUCUCACUCUUUGAACAAGCAGCUCAUAAUUAAUAUGGAGCCUCUGCAACCUCUUAUUCCAUCCCCAAAUGACCAGGAAGAGGUUCUUUCAGAUGAAGGGGAAGACCCUGCCGUCAAUUCCCUCCUGGUCCAGCAUGACCCCACCCCUGUGUUCCUUCCUGGAAGCCUGGCAGCUUGGGAAUCUGGCUCCUUCUCCAUGCCGCGUGAUUCUCCCUCCCGGGUUCGUGGCCCCAGGUCUCUCGGUAUCCAGCUGCCGAAAGAUGAUGAUGUUUCAAUACCUAUGAUGUCCAAUUCUCCUGCUAAGGAGACAGAUGAUAGUUCAGAUCUUUCUCUGGAAGAGGACGAGAAAAUCAAGGAAGAACCUUUAACCAUCUCAGAAUUGGUAUACAAUCCAAGCACCAGCGUCCUCCCCACUCCUGUUAAUGAUGAGGAGAUUGAUCUGCUCUUUCAAACCACUCCCAGGGCAGAGAAUGAGAAGGAAGAUACAGAUUCAUUUGAAGAACUAGAGGCAGAUGAAAAUGCAUUUUUGGUGGCAGAGGAAGAGGAGCUCAAAGAAGCUCGGAAAGCACUUAGGUGGAGCUAUGACUUUUUGAUGGGCAACAUGAAGAUAAAUGCUGUUGUGAAGAGUUUUUCCAGACUUCUUUUUGUUGGGCUUGGAAUACUGCUGGUCAUUUUCCCUCUUCUACUUGUGCUCCUGGAAUCUGACCUUGAUAUCUCCUUUCUCCAUGAAAUCCGCCAGACGCCAGAGUUUCAGCAGUUUCACAUUGAAUAUUACUGUCCUCUUAGACAGUGGUUGGCCUGCAAAAUAGACUUCAUUAGCCACCUGUUUAGCAGCUCUUAGACAUUAAAAAUAUGCGAUAUGACUAAGGGCUAUAUUCAAAACUAGUGAAUUUCAGUCAGUACUAGGUGCUCAUAAAUGUCCUGAAGGCCAUCUGCAAGUAGUUCUGCAUUUUAGAUCCGUAGUAGACAUCAACAUUCUUAAGUUUCCUUCCGAUAAUUGAAUAACUGAUUUAGGUACAUGGUGGCCUUUCAGUAACCAAAAAGUGGUUUGAUUUUUUUCCUUGUUCGUCUGUUUCUAUCAAUGACUGUACAAACUGAAAUUUAUCAUCUGUACCAUUAUAAGCCAUGAUGUCCUAAAUUUAAGCAUUAGCAACAGAGGGAAGGUGAUGCUUUUGAAUAUAUUCCUUAGUAAAACAAUCUCUACUAACCAACCAAUGCCUAUACAAGCAACACUGAUUGCUGGGGUGUUCUUUCUUUGUUCAAUUUUUCAUUUUUAAGAAUAUUUUUUAUGUAUUUACAAAUUUUUGGUAAAUUUUUAGCAAAAACAACUUAUGAAGAUAUUCAAUUGUACAGAUUAGUAAAACAAAUGCACAAGGGCAUGUCAUGAGUUUUUGAAACAUUUAUGCUACGUUUUUUUUUUUAAUUGAAAAAUGAAGUUCAUAGAGAUCCGCACAAGAGGGUGAGUAGUUGGAGAUGGAUAAUAGGCAGGGUCUGCUGGAUGGAAUUGAAAUGACAUUAAAUUAUUAAAUACCAGGUUUUGGAGGGCAAAACUACACAUCAUGAAGCAAGCAUGAGUUCCCUUGCAAUGGUAAUAUAGGGAUCAUUUGCAGAUGGGAAUUCACUGGCCAGGAGGACAUGAUUAACACUUUCUUGUCCCUUGAU
Messenger RNA from Elgaria multicarinata webbii, 2857 nucleotides. RefSeq names its product FERM domain containing 3 (gene FRMD3). The coding region runs from base 99 to 2036 and encodes 645 amino acids. Gene Ontology annotation, molecular function: cytoskeletal protein binding. The record is from RefSeq and is a predicted model, not a curated record. Gene Ontology annotation, cellular component: cytoskeleton. NCBI's taxonomy places the organism in Eukaryota, Metazoa, Chordata, Lepidosauria, Squamata, Anguidae. The transcript has 15 exons.